AAUAGCGCAGAAUCCAAACCUCCAAAACCCUAAAUUUCUCCUUUCAGAGGAAAUUCAACAAGUCCAGAAGAGAUAAUUAGUAUUUUACUAAAUCAAGAUCAAUCAGCCGUUGUUUCCUCUACAAAAAAUCAGAUAUCAAAACCCUGAAAAUCUGAAAAAUGGUUCACACUGUAUCAUCUGAAACCGAUUUCGGUACCAAAAUCCCUAAACCUGAAAUUCAAUGUAUUCCUACACUGCAGCAUACUGAAACCAAACCAGAUAUUAAAAUUCCCAAAUCUGAAAUGCCAGGUUUCGAUUUCUCAACUGAUGUCAAGCCGGAUAUCAAAAUCCCUAAAUCUGAAAUGGCUGAUACCAAGCCGGAUAUCAAAAUCCCCAAAUCUGAAAUGGCGUUUGAUGAUUUCAAACCUGAUAUUAAACCUCCGAAACCUGAAGUUGAUGUGAAGCCUGAGUUGGUGGAGAAUAGUUUACCUGCGGAAAAUCCUGAUGAGGAGGAGUGGGUGACUGUUUAUGGCUUUACCUAUGGGGAGAAAGAGUCUGUGUUGCAAGAAUUCGGGAAAUGUGGUAUUAUAUUGGAUUAUGAUCACGCGGGUAACUGGAUGCAUAUUCUUUACCAGAAUCAAAGUGAGGCUCAAAAAGCCCUCAGCAAGAGUGGGAAGCAUAUUAAGAAAGAUCUUAUUGUUGGUGUGAAUUCUGUGGAUGCAAAUGAAAAACAGGCUCUGAAUGGACGAAACCUGAGCUCUUAUGGUUCGGAAGACCAAAUAAGGAAAGCCCUCCGUGGGUGUAUGAGUCUCCUCCACCGAUCUGAAAGCGAAUUUUUCGUUUUAGCUGAAACAGGUAACGUGUACAACGUCACGUUAUCCACAACCCCGACUUGCAGGUGCAACUGCCCGGACAGUACAGUCCCAUGCAAACACAUAUUUUUUGUGUUUCUUCGUGUUCUUGGGAUAUCUCAAAAUGAUUGUCGCAUUUGGAGAAAGGGCCUUAAGCCAUGUCAACUCACAGAGCUACUCAACAUGCCCACGUCACCUCAGGCGUUAGCUGGUUCCCGUGCGCGUGAAGAAUUUCAUCGCCUAUAUUCAAUGUCAGAGGUGAAUGUUGGUCCUCCACCAAGUAUCAAGGAUGAGGAUGUAAUUGAUGUCCAAUGCCCCGUUUGUCAUCAAGAAAUGCACUUUGCAGCUGAAGCGAUAGAAUGCGGAUCCUGUGGGGAUGUAGGACAUAAGAGGUGCCUGUCAGUUUGGAGGAAGAGGGUAGCAGGGAGGGUACAUGUAUGCGCUAGUUGUAGACAAGAGUGGGUUAGUGCGGAGCAGAAUUGGUAUACAAAUCUGGCAGACUACAUGGAUUAGGAGGAGAUCCAAGAAUUGGCACUGGAACCUGGCGAACUACCUGGAUUAGCUCGAGAUCGAUAUUGGUGAUUAAUCAACGGUUGCUGCUAGAGAUGUAGAUUUGUAUAUUUCGUUUCAUGGUAGUGGUCUGCUUUUGCUUUUUGCAUAUUUGUGGGUAAAAGUCUGAUUUUGGUUUGCACAUUUAACUAAAAA
This is a messenger RNA of Papaver somniferum (opium poppy), 1535 nucleotides long. RefSeq lists its product as uncharacterized. The record is from RefSeq and is a predicted model, not a curated record. The coding region runs from base 159 to 1343 and encodes 394 amino acids. The transcript has 3 exons. NCBI's taxonomy places the organism in Eukaryota, Viridiplantae, Streptophyta, Magnoliopsida, Ranunculales, Papaveraceae. Gene Ontology annotation, molecular function: ubiquitin protein ligase activity; zinc ion binding; nucleic acid binding.